AGUUUUUUUGUUGUUGUUUUAAAAACAUGCACAACCUUUGGGAAUUACAAUUAAUGCAAUCAAAAGACGUAUCCGAGCUAGAAUAAUAUGGUGUUUUACACAAUCCGGGGCAGAACUAUAGUUCCAGCCAAAUGUUGAUGAGAGCUGUACCAUUACUCACUUCUUCAAUUUGUGCCCAUUCUUCCGAGAAAACCGGGCUGGUCAUUCCAGUCCAAAGGUUGAUGCAUACGCUGCUGGCGCUGCUCAGGAUCAUGCAGCUGUGGGAUAGAUGUCAUGUCUACUGGUACACUGGUGGUUAAGACAUUGUUUGGAGUUUGCAAGGUUUGUCCAUUGGGUAAUCAAUGAGUUCAGUCCGUUAUUUAUCAAAUUGCUUGUGUACAAUACACUCCGUUGAGAGGCUUGUACAACAUCUUAAGUGGUUGUGAAAGAUGGGGAGGAAUCACACAGGAUACAUAUGAAGACUGAUCCGGCCAGGGCAGACAGGAAGGGAACCAGUUAAAGUCACAAUCAUAGAGAAGAGACAUUGGGAAUCAGUGAGUAAAGAAAAAGGGAGAGUAAUUGGAUCAUUUAUACAUCUGGGUUAUAACCUGGAGGAAGGUGCUAGACAUCAGUCCAACCCUAACCAGUUUAGCAGGUUAAAGACGUGACUCAAGAUCAGACAAAUUCAGAAUCACUGUUGAAUCAAGAUCAAGAACCGACAAGUUAACCUGCUGCAAAUCAGUGAGUAAAGAAGAAAGAAAAAUCCUUAUUUGGCUUGUUGAUAAACAAGGAGAAAGAACUAUAGACAUUCAAAAGUGAAAUGGCACAGCAAGGAAAUCUCAUGGAAUCAGCAAAAUACUCUUGUUCGAUCUGUUUGGAUCUACUGAAGGACCCAGUGACUGUGCCCUGUGGACACAGUUACUGUAUGUACUGCAUUAAAGACCACUGGGAUGGAGAAGAUGAGAGGAGAAACCACAGCUGCCCUCAGUGUAGAGAGACUUUCAUACCAAGGCCUAUCUUAAAGAAAAACAUCAUGUUAGCAGAGUUGGUGGAGGAUCUGAAGAAGACUGGACUUCAAGCUGCACCAGCUGAUCACUGCUAUGCUGGACCUGAAGAUGUGGCCUGUGAUGUUUGCACUGGGAGGAAAAUUAAAGCUGUCAAAUCCUGUCUGGUAUGUUUGGUGUCUUAUUGUCAGAGUCAUGUCCAACCUCACUAUGAGGUACCUACACUACAGAAACACAAACUGGGGGAUCCCUCCAAGAAACUUCAGGACAACAUCUGCCCACAUCACGAGGAGGUAAUGAGGAUCUUCUGCCGCACAGAUCAGCAGUGUAUCUGUUAUCUCUGCUUAAUGGAUGAACAUAAAGACCAUGAAACCGUCCCAGCUGCAGCAGAAAGGGCUGAGAAGCAGAAGAAGCUCCAGGAGAGUCGACAACAAAUCCAGGAGAGAAUCCAGGACCAAGAGAAAGAUGUGAAGCUGCUUCAACAGGAGGUGGAGGCCAUCAAUGUCUCUGCUGAUAAAGCAGUGAAGGACAGUGAGAAGAUCUUCACUGAGCUGAUCCAUCUCCUCCAGGAAAGAAGCUCUGAUGUGAAGCAGCAGAUCAGAUCCCAGCAGGAAACUGAAGUGAGUCGAGUCAAAGAUGUUCAGGAGAAGCUGGAGCAGGAGAUCACUGAGCUGAAGAGGAAAGACGCUGAGCUGGAGCAGCUCUCACACACAGAGGAUCACAACCAGUUUCUCCUCAACUACCCCUCACUGCCAGCACUCAGUGAGUCUACACACUCAUCCAGCAUCAACAUCCGUCCUCUGAGAUACUUUGAGGACGUGACAACAGCUGUGUCAGAGAUUACAUAUUUACUGGAGGACAUUCUGAAAGACACAUGGACAAACAUCUCACUGACGAUCACUGAAGUGGAUGUUUUGCUCUCAGAACCAGAACCAAAGACCAGAGCUGGAUUCUUAAAAUAUUCACAAGAAAUCACUCUGGAUCCAAACACAGCAAACAGAUUUCUGUUAUUAUCUGAGGCGAACAAAAAAGUCACAGCAAUGAAAGAAGAACAGUCAUAUCCUGAUCAUCCAGGCAGAUUCACAGAUUCAUUUCAGGUUCUGAGCAAAGAGAGUCUGACUGGACGUUGUUACUGGGAGGUGGAGUGGAGAGAAGGAGGAGUUAAUGUAGCAGUUUCAUACAAGAACAUCAGCAGAGGAGGUUCAAAUGAAUGUUUAUUUGGAGUCAAUGACAAAUCUUGGUCAUUUAGUUGUGACACAGACAGUUACACAUUUUUGCACAACAAAGUUCAAACUCCAGUAUCAGGUCCAGUUUCCUCCAGAAUAGGAGUGUACCUGGAUCACAGAGCAGGUAUUCUGUCUUUCUACAGCAUCUCUGAAACCAUGACUCUCCUCCACAGAGUCCAGACCAGAUUCACUCAGCCUCUCUAUGCUGGAGUUGGGCCUUUCUUUAAUGGGGAUUCAACCGAGUUUGUCAAACUCAAAUAGUGACACUGAGACAUCAGUCACUAUUUCGUUGGAUAAGGAUCAACUUGAUUGUAGAAAUUAAUGAAAAAAUCUGAAUUUUUUUCAGAUUUUAGAGGUUUUAAAUUCAGCUGCAUAUGCGUAUGCACAGUGAUAAAAGUGGCAGGUUUGUUUUUGUGACCUUGAGUUUUGAAAGGCGCCCUCAAAUAAAAUGUAUUAUUUUCUGCCUGCCUUUCUAAAGUUUGAUUUUGAAUCAGUAGAUAUGAUAGGAAUUAAUUCUCAUAAAUUGUCAGGAAAAACUCAAGCUCAUAAAGUAACAAAACAAAAGCAAUAUAUUUGUCCAUGUGUUUAGGUGUGGAAACAUUACUGUACUUAACAAAACUGAUACCUUCAAUGUAUGCUGGUUCAAUAUUUUCACAGAAUCAUGACUAUUAUGUUUUUCUAUUAUUUUGUUCUGUUCAUUGGUGAUCAUUUCAUGUCUCUUGUAAUUAUAGCUACUGACUGCUGCAAACGAUCAAACACAUUUACCAUUCUAUAAGACUGAACCAUUGUUUUAAUUAAUCCAUGUGCUCAUGAAUACAUGCAGAGAACCAUUAAGAAUAUUCUGAGUAUUUAUAAAAUGUGAUCAUUCUGAUUUCAACAACUGAUGGUAAGCUAAUAAAGAUGGUUGAGACAACC
Molecule: messenger RNA, 3124 nt
Organism: Xiphophorus hellerii (green swordtail)
Lineage: Eukaryota; Metazoa; Chordata; Actinopteri; Cyprinodontiformes; Poeciliidae
Product: tripartite motif-containing protein 16-like
Exons: 2
Coding region: 800-2470 (556 amino acids)
Molecular function (GO): zinc ion binding; protein binding
Source: RefSeq, a predicted model, not a curated record